GGCUGCGUCACGUGACGGGUGCGCGGUUCCGUUUCCGCCGCGGCGCCCCCUGGCGGUGGUUCGGCGUUUCCCGCCUUGCGCGCUCGGGUCCAACGAUGGAGGAGGCGGCGGCAGCGGCGGGGGGCGCGGAUUCCGGCGGUGGCAGCGGCUGCGCGGGUGCCCCGGACGAGCCCGUGGUGUCCCUGGCCGAGGUGCUGGCGGAGAACGAGGAGCUGGAGAAGGAGGCGCGCGCGGUGCUGGGCGGGAGCGACCACGAGCGCUGCAGCUACUCGCAGGGUGCUGUAAAGAGACAAGCUUUAUAUGCUUGCAGUACUUGUACUCCGCCAGGAGAAGAACCGGCAGGGAUAUGCUUAGCCUGCAGUUAUGAGUGUCAUGGAACACACAAGCUGUUUGAAUUGUAUACAAAAAGAAACUUCUGCUGUGACUGUGGAAACAGCAAAUUCAAAAAUUUGCAAUGCAGAUUACUUCCAGAAAAAGUAAAGGUGAAUUCAGGCAAUAAGUAUAACGACAACUUCUAUGGAUUGUACUGUAUUUGUAAAAGGCCUUAUCCUGAUCCUGAAGAUGAGAUCCCGGAUGAAAUGAUCCAGUGCAUUGUUUGUGAAGACUGGUUCCAUGGAAGGCAUCUUGGUGUGGUUCCUCCUGACAGUGGUGACUUCCAUGAGAUGGUGUGCCAGACCUGUAUGAAUCGAUGCUCUUUCCUAUGGCCUUAUGCUGCACAGUUAGCAGUUCCUACACUGACCAAAAUGAACUCUCAUGAAGAUGAUGGGAUUGUGCUGAAUGUUAAAGAAACUGAGGAACAGACAAGGGAAAUCAAAAAAGAAAGUGGACUAGACCACACAGAAAAGUGUGUGGAAGAGCAAGUUGAGCAGUGUAAUGAACCAUCUACUAGCUCUGGGUCUGCAUGUCCAAAGGUGGUCACACAGAAUGAAGAACAAUUUUGCAAGCUGAGAGAAUUCCAAAGAAAGCCGUAUCUAAAGAAAGAUACUGCCACAUUCUGGCCUUCUAGCUGGCGAAGCAAGUUAUGCACAUGCAAAGACUGUUUGAAAAUGUAUUCAGAAUUGGAUGUCCAGUUCCUGACAGAUGAAUGUGACACAGUGUUGGCCUAUGAGAAUAAAGGCACAAGUGACCAGGAGACAGACAGAAGAGAUCCUUUAAUGGACACACUUAGUAGCAUGAACAGAGUCCAGCAAGUAGAACUCAUUUGCGAAUACAAUGACUUAAAGACAGAGUUGACUGAUUAUCUCAGGAGAUUUGCAGAUGAAGGAACGGUUGUUAAGAGAGAGGACAUUCAGCAAUUCUUUGAAGAAUUUCAGUCACGAAAGAGAAGGCGGACAAAUAGGAUGCAGUACUACUGCAGUUAAAUUGAAAAGGCUUUGACUUUCAAAAAGGACAAAUGGGAAAACCAUAUCCUUCAAUAAAUAGAAGCACCUUCACUAGUACUUGACCUCCCUCCUCAAAUCCUGCUUUCUAAGAAGUCGCCUCCAACUUUUUGCUUAUUCAGUCUGUUUCGUAAAAUACUUCUAACUACUUUUUAUAGCUUACAGAUGCAUCCUAACUUAACGACAAAUGCAAUGCAUAGUGACUUAGUUGUACAAAUUUCAGUGUCAACAGGUGAGCAGACUUUGAAAGGUGGUUUUAUUUCUGAGCAAAUGGAUUGGUCCAAAUUAAAACUUGUGCCAGGUUGUUCCUUUUCUUCUUUAAUCUGAUUUUAUUUUAUUUCCUCACCCUGUAUCUAAUACUAAAAUGGAGGCAGUCACUCUUUCCUUGGUGUUUGUACUAUGUUGGAAUUCAGUGCAUUUGCACAACUGGAUAAUGUUGCUUUACUGGUCUGAAUGCUUCUGUACUAACUCCUGGUUGGGGUGAUUUUUUUUGUGUGUGUCCCAUACAAAGACAGUGGGUUCUCAUCUGCUGUUCACAUGGAGGCAUAAUUCUCUAAACAAUAAGGCAUGUGCUUUAAUAACAACAUCCUGUUUAUUUUAGUCCUUUAGAGGGAAGUCAAAUCUUGACAGUAGGCCCAUAACACACAUCGCAUUGUACUUGUGUAGGCAGAAUCCUAGGGUGGCGUCUUGAGACUAAAAGAAGGUUGAGGUAUCACGGACUGAUUUGGAGGCGGAGCUUGUGGCAUUUUUUAUUCCUCUUCAGAAAAUGUUUGGCUCACAUUUGUUAAAUGUAGAAUGUUGCUGUACAGCAAAGUGACUCAUCUUAAUUCCCCUCUGCUAGAGUGUAAAUAGGAUGCCACUAAUUAAUACUUUUUCACAACAAAAAGAUUUAUAAUACAUUUUAGUUUUAAAACAGAUCUAUCUUAAGUAGAUAGUCUGGACAUUUACUAAAACAGUUAUAGCAGCCUAAUGUUUUAAAAUCUUCCAGCUGUAGUACACAUGAAGUUGUGAUCAUUCUGUUAGUAUUGUGACUGGUAAGGCCACACACACGUUAUUUGUAGCUCUAAGCACAAACACAGGCUCUUUUGUAGCAGUUUGAGUUUUUGUAGUGCUACAAUAUAGUUAUACUUUCAGAGAGGACUUUCUAGGCUUUGUAGUGCUGUGCAUAACACAGACUCCUGGCAUCCCACAGCCCUCCAAGAUAUGGGGAGUGAGCAGCUGACUUCCCACCAGCCUGCCCAGCUGCAAGCUGUCAGAGCCCUGUUGAGACCCUCCUGCUUCACAGCUGCACCAGCAGAUUUUCUAGCUCUCCAGCUUGGGGGAUUUGAAUGCCUGUAUGACCCUAUAGUGUCACACUACAAGUGUAGUGCUGAGACCCUUUGUAGUACUGCAGACAAACACCUGUCCAUACCCUAAGGCACCUAAGAUGCAAAAACUCUUAAAUUAAACGUACAGCUGAUACCCCUAAGACUCAAGUAUCAAUUUUCACAUGUCAACAAGCUUCUGAUUAACGUACAACCUUGAUCCCGCUUUAUAAAUAAGGUGUUCUAGAGAAAAGAUUGAGAAAUUGUGUUUUGGAUAAUGUUUAGCUCCACUUUAUGGAUUGUACUUGGAGGGCUUGUAUUUUCCGAGAGGGUACUAUUCUGCUCCUACAUUAACCAAACUGCUUGCCCCCACGCCCCAAGUCCUACUCUCCCCACUAAUUUUGUUUGACCAUCUUACUUUGCGGAAACUUGAUAGACAAUUGGUUUGUUCUUUGCGGAUAUGACUAGCUGCUUUUGAACCUACAUUUCUGGGUAUUGUAUGUGCUUUUUUGUAGCAAUUGUUCUUGGAGUUGUAACUGCAUAUUGGACUCCAAAAAAUUCUGUAAAAUUUAAAUAAAAUGACUGUUCAGACAGUG
Alligator mississippiensis (American alligator) is the source of this 3279-nucleotide messenger RNA. RefSeq names its product ubiquitin protein ligase E3 component n-recognin 7 (gene UBR7). The transcript is spliced from 11 exons. Gene Ontology annotation, molecular function: ubiquitin protein ligase activity; zinc ion binding. Lineage: Eukaryota; Metazoa; Chordata; Crocodylia; Alligatoridae. Gene Ontology annotation, cellular component: cytoplasm. The coding region runs from base 96 to 1361 and encodes 421 amino acids. The record is from RefSeq and is a predicted model, not a curated record.